AUGUCUGGCUUUUCCAUUGUCAUGGCUAUGAGGAAGGUGGUUCAGAAGCUCUGGCUGGAAGCCUGGCUAAACCAUAUGAAGGUUUCCCAAGCAGCUGCAGACUUAAAACAUCUGUCUGCAGAACAUGACCCCUUGCUAACCGGAGUGUCUUCAAGUACUAAUCCAUUCAGUCCUCAGAAAGUCUGUUCCUUUUUUUAUCAACAUGGAGAUGGACAAAAGUAUUUUCUGAGAAGAUGA
Molecule: messenger RNA, 237 nt
Organism: Erinaceus europaeus (western European hedgehog)
Lineage: Eukaryota; Metazoa; Chordata; Mammalia; Eulipotyphla; Erinaceidae
Product: guanine nucleotide-binding protein G(I)/G(S)/G(O) subunit gamma-5B-like
Exons: 2
Coding region: 1-237 (78 amino acids)
Biological process (GO): G protein-coupled receptor signaling pathway
Cellular component (GO): heterotrimeric G-protein complex
Molecular function (GO): G-protein beta-subunit binding
Source: RefSeq, a predicted model, not a curated record